AUUCGAAUCUCCUCUGUUGUAUAAGCUGCUCGACCUGGGCUUCAAUUUUUUGUAUAUUUUAAUCCUCAAGAAUGGCAUUGUCUUCUUUUAAAAUAUGUACAAGACUGUUCCAAGAGAGUACACCUGUAUGUAGAAGUUUUCAUACCUGCAAUCCAAAAUAUUUUCACGACUCUAGCAUUCUCAAUUCCAUGCCAACAAAACGUAAAGUCAAAAUUGAUCCAAGAAUCCUAAUAGAAAAUGAACAAAAGAAGAGGAAAAAAAUUGAAAACGAACUCCGGAAACUCGAAAGGCAUGAAGGGACACUGAAACCUAUAGAUGAAUAUGAUUCCGAGAGAAAGUUGAAACGCCAAGUCAGUGACAGAGCCAGGACAAUUCCAGAGUUACCCAAAGAAGAAGUAUUAAGAAGAAUUCAACUAGAGAAAGACUGGUGUAAUUAUACAACCAAACAAUACAAAGCUCUGUGUUGGAGCAUAAAUCGAGCCACAAAGUUCUCAGCUGAAACCCUAGCAGAACUUAGAAAGGAGUCAGAAGAACUCUAUGUGCAAGCUAUUCAGGAAGAUCCUAGUCUUUUAUCUUACUCCAAAAGUGGACCUUCGUUAACACCACCAAUUGAAGAUUACAAUUUCCCUGAUGGAGAAUAUAAUGAUGUGACUAAAGUUUGGUGAUUUCAAUCAAUGUAUAAACUAUCUAUUUAUGUACAUACAUGUAUGGAGGUGUGCUGUGACCAGUUGUUAAGGAACUUUGCGCAAGUUUUGUCC
Saccostrea cuccullata (small rock oyster) is the source of this 758-nucleotide messenger RNA. RefSeq names its product large ribosomal subunit protein mL40-like. Lineage: Eukaryota; Metazoa; Mollusca; Bivalvia; Ostreida; Ostreidae. The record is from RefSeq and is a predicted model, not a curated record. Bases 72 to 665 code for a protein of 197 amino acids. Gene Ontology annotation, cellular component: mitochondrial large ribosomal subunit; mitochondrial ribosome. The transcript has 5 exons.